GGGCGGUGCCGUCUGGCUUGGUCGGGCCGGGGCGGGAGUGCGGCGCGGGACCGCAGGGCCCGCGGGCUGCGGAUGGCGGCCUGGGCGGCCGGCAGAGUCCUUAUGAUUUCACAUGUCUUUGCUGAACUUGUAAAAGAGGCACUUGGAUGAUGGAUUAACAGGAACACUGAGAUUCUGUGAAAAGUUUCAAGUCGGAGAGUAUUCAAUUUUCACCCUAGUCCGGCAGCUGUGCUGCUCACUUAAAUACAGAUGAAUGAAGACCCCAUUCGGGAAGACACCUGGCCAGCGGUCCAGAGCGGAUGCAGGCCAUGCUCGUGUGUCUGCAAGCAUGAUGAAGAAAAGGACUUCCCACAAAAAACAUCGGAGCAGUGUGGGGCCGAGCAAACCUGUUUCCCGGCCCCGGCGGAACAUCGUAGGCUGCAGGAUUCAGCAUGGGUGGAAGGAGGGGAGUGGCCCUGUCACCCAGUGGAAAGGAACCGUUCUGGACCAGGUGCCUGUAAAUCCUUCUUUGUAUCUUAUAAAAUACGAUGGAUUUGACUGUGUUUAUGGACUAGAACUUAAUAAAGAUGAAAGAGUUUCUGCGCUCGAAGUCCUCCCUGAUAGAGUUGCGACCUCUCGAAUCAGCGAUGCACACCUGGCCGACACGAUGAUGGACAAGGCGGUAGAGCACAUGCUUGAGACGGAGGACGGCUCCAAGGACGAGUGGAGGGGGGUGGUCCUAGCACGCGCCCCCAUCAUGAACACGUGGUUCUACAUCACCUACGAGGGCCCUGUCUUGUACAUGUACCAGCUCUUAGGUGAUUAUAAAGAAGGCGACCUUCGCAUUAUGCCCGAUUCUAAUGAUUCUCCUCCAGCAGAAAGGGAACCGGGAGAAGUUGUGGACAGCCUGGUAGGCAGGCAGGUGGAGUAUGCCAAAGAGGACGGCCCUAAAAGGACUGGCAUGGUCAUUCAUCAGGUGGAGGCCAAACCGUCUACCAUCAAGUUUGAUGACGAUUUCCAUAUUUAUGUCUACGAUUUGGUGAAAACAUCCUAG
This is a messenger RNA of Zalophus californianus (California sea lion), 1033 nucleotides long. RefSeq names its product spindlin-1-like. Gene Ontology annotation, cellular component: cytosol; nucleoplasm. The record is from RefSeq and is a predicted model, not a curated record. Gene Ontology annotation, biological process: regulation of DNA-templated transcription; gamete generation. Lineage: Eukaryota; Metazoa; Chordata; Mammalia; Carnivora; Otariidae.